Aegilops tauschii subsp. strangulata is the source of this 1678-nucleotide messenger RNA. Its product is annotated as BTB/POZ and MATH domain-containing protein 2-like. Lineage: Eukaryota; Viridiplantae; Streptophyta; Magnoliopsida; Poales; Poaceae. The record is from RefSeq and is a predicted model, not a curated record. Gene Ontology annotation, molecular function: protein binding. Gene Ontology annotation, biological process: protein ubiquitination.
AGGAAUCCCCAAUCUCGUCUUGCCCUCCCAGUGACAGACAACCAUCCCCAAAUCCCUAGCCGCCGUCCACUCGACCAGCUUCCUCCCGCGUCGCCAAGCUCCUCCACCUUCCGCCACGAGCUGUCGCCUUCCCGUGCCGCCGCCGCCGCUUCUUCGGGCAGCCCCUUCGCCCGCGCGGCCACAUCGCCCAACUCGUCGUUCCGCCACCUCCCGCUCCAACUGAGGGUUAGCCAUACACGAUUCGUCCAUGCCACGGAUCACAAUGCGACCAGGAUAAGAGGAAGGAGAUCACCCGCGGCCCAGCACGCAGAUUCAGAUUUAUUGCCAGUUCGUUUUGAUUGCAAUCUUGGCGUAUCUUAACCAGUUCGGUUGUUCCUCCCGCCUUCACGGCUUGGCCAAUGCCCGCCUCUUCUCCGUCUCCCGCGGGCAACGACGACGGGCCGUCGCUGACCGCGUCGGCCAUCAUCGCUCCAGCCGUGUCCGGGUCGCAUGUCGUCAAGAUAGACGGCUACUCCCGCACCAAGGGGCUUGGCAACGGCAAACGCAUCAACUCCGAUACUUUCAUCAUCGGAGGCCAUCGAUGGUGUGUGCAGUACUACCCUGACGGUGCUGCCUCAAACGACACCGAUUGGAUAUCCGUUUUUCUGUUCUCUGACCGAAGUGAUGAUACUGAAGUCAAAGCAAAGUUCAAGAUAAGUUUGCUUGGCCAAGAUAGGCAACCAGUGCCGCAGUACAGUUUCAGCACCCUGAUACACACCUUCUCCAGCAAAGAAGCUGCAUGGGGCUUCGCUCAAUUCAUCAAAAGAAAUGACUUGGAGGAAUCCCUUCACCUCAAGGAUGAUGUUUUCAGCAUCAGGUGCGAUGUCACCGUGUUAAAGGAGAUCUUCACCGAGCCAAUCCGGCCGCCUGUGGUGGUGCCGGUGCCACCAUCUGACAUGCACCAGCAUUUUGGACAGCUGCUCUUGGCCGGUGAGGCGGCCGAUGUCAAUUUCGAGGUCGGUGCGGAGACAUUCGCUGCACACAGGUGCAUACUCGCAGCUCGGUCGUCGGUCUUCAAGGCGGAGCUGCUUGGUACCAUGAAGGAGAAGACCGCAACUCACAUACGAAUCGACGAUAUGGAACCCAAGGUGUUCAAGGCUUUGCUCCACUUCAUCUACACCGACUCGCUGCCCGUGAUGGACGAGGGCGAUGGGGCAGCGACUGCCCAGCAUUUGCUGGUAGCGGCGGACAGGUAUAGUAUGGAAAGGCUGAAGCUGAUCUGCGAGGGAAAGCUGUGCGAUCACAUCUGCAAGAGCACAGCAGCGACGACGCUGGCACUGGCUGAGCAGCAUGGUUGUGGUUCUCUCAAGAAGGCGUGCUUCAAGUUCCUGACGUCUCCGGGUAACCUGAAGGCAGUCAUGGCAUCUGAUGGAUACGAGCACCUGAGGAGCAGUUGCCCAGGUGUUAUGGACGAACUGGUGGCCAUGCUUGCUCCUUGACCUCUUUGAGUUUAAACUCACCAGAUCUGGUUAUUUAUCCUGCUAUUUAUAUUUUCAGAAGUAAUGAUAUCCUACUACUGUAAAAAAAAAGGUACUAGCAUUGAUGCAUCUGUUUGAGCUCAGUUGUCAUUUCUAGAUAUCUGAAAACUGUGAGAAGCUUCUGUUUAAUCCGAAGACAAUAUUUUCUAAGUUCUGAAAAA